This is a messenger RNA of Closterium sp. Yama58-4, 1431 nucleotides long. The record is from the annotation of a GenBank genome assembly. Lineage: Eukaryota; Viridiplantae; Streptophyta; Zygnematophyceae; Desmidiales; Closteriaceae.
AUGCUGCGCUGCGCGCAGUGGUGCACGGGGCUGACAGACUUCGGCGACACGAGUUUCGUGACGGCCAUGCGACUAGCGGCGAAGGACGCGCGCGAAAAUGCGAACCUGUCGACGUUUGGACGAAUCGCCAUCUGGCUCGACGUGCAGCGCUUGCUGCAAAGCAGGCUACACCUGGUGGAGCACCGCAAGCAACACCCCGAGAUCGAGGACGAGCCCAUCAAGGCGCCGCUGGUGGUGCUGGGCAUGCCGCGCACGGGCACAACGCUCCUCUUCAACCUGCUCUCCCUCGACUCGCGCACCUUCCGCACGCCGCGCACGUGGGAGUGCCACCAUCUGUACCCGCCGCCACAGCGUGCCACGUACGACAAUGACGCGCGCGUGGGGCUCAUGGAGGAGUCGCUCUUUGCGCUGGACACUCUCGUGCCGGACCUCAAGCAUAUCCACCACAUGACUGCUCAGGGCCCACAGGAGACCUUUGAACUCAUGUGCUACGACUGCACGUCGUUUGUGCUGCCAUUCGCGUACCUGCACGCGCCACAGUACCUCGACUGGUUCAUGGCCUCGCACAUCACGCCCACCUACCGCUUCCUGCGCUGGCAGCUGCAGUAUCUGCAGCACCACGGCCCCUCCGCCCCGCACUGGCUGCUCAAGAGCCCCGAGCACAUCUUCUCCCUGCCCGCGCUGCUGCAAGUCUUCCCUGAUGCUCGCGUGGUGUGCACUCACCGGGACCCCCUGCGCGUGCUGCCCUCCGCCCACUCCCUCAUGCGCUGCUUCCGCUCCCUCACCUGCGAGCAAGUGGACGAUGCCACUAUAUCAACCCUGUGGGCCCCGCAUCUGGCUCGCGCACUGGAUAACAUGAUUGCUCUCCGGGAGAAGGCUGCUGAGCGGGAGAAGAUGCGGGCCGAGAGGGCAAUUCGGAGGGAGGUCGACUUUCAGGACUCUUCCAGUGACGACUGCUGCAGCGUGUGCAGCGACAGCAGCCGCAGCAGCGGCGAAAUGGGCAGCACGAGCUCCAAUUCUGACUCGGAGCAGGACGAGAACGCGGAUGGGGAUGAUGAGAGCAACGGGGGGAGCGAUCAAGAAGUUACCCGGGAGGCAGAUGAGGAGGAGGAAGAGGAGGAGGAGGAGGAGGAGGAUGAGGAGGAGGAGGAAGAGGAGGAGGAGUGGAGGGCGUCGCUGGCAGUAGAUGUGCUGUAUCACGAGUUUGUGCGCGACCCCAUUGCGCAGAUCAAGCGCAUCUACGCGCACUAUGGCGAGGAGCUCUCCCCGUGGGCGGAGCACCGCAUGCGCCAGUACCUUGCAGAAGAUGCCAAGGAGCGCAAGGCGCAGCGCCACGUGUACCGGUGGGAGGACACCCACCUGGACAAGCAGGAGCAGCGCGCACGCUUCGCUCACUACGUGGCGCACUUUGGCGUGCAGCACGAGGCGUAA